This is a messenger RNA of Exaiptasia diaphana, 2179 nucleotides long. Its product is annotated as steroid 17-alpha-hydroxylase/17,20 lyase. The transcript is spliced from 3 exons. Gene Ontology annotation, biological process: hormone biosynthetic process; progesterone metabolic process. NCBI's taxonomy places the organism in Eukaryota, Metazoa, Cnidaria, Anthozoa, Actiniaria, Aiptasiidae. Bases 101 to 1597 code for a protein of 498 amino acids. Gene Ontology annotation, molecular function: heme binding; iron ion binding; steroid 17-alpha-monooxygenase activity. The record is from RefSeq and is a predicted model, not a curated record.
AGGUUAUGUAAUACAUUACGUAACUAAAUACAGAGAUAUUCACUUUUUGUCACGCGAAGCUCCAACACUAGCAGUUCAUUCCCCUUGAAGAGCAACAAAGAUGGUGACUGAAAUACUUAUUUUGUUGGCCACACUACUGCUCCUGAUCUACAUCUUCAGCUGGGUUCGUUCAUCACGUGGUCUUCCYCCAGGUCCACCRCGAUAUCCAUUGAUAGGUAGUCUACCAAGUUUGASAAAUGGAUCURUUCCAAUCCACAAAACAAUCACUGAGAUGGCGAAGAAAUAUGGAGAUGUUCUUACUGUAUACUUCCCUACUGGAAAAGGMUGCCAGCCUUAUGUUGUCAUUAACUCKUUUGAAACUGCWUAUGAUGCUAUGGUAAAUCAGAAAGAUGCUUAUUCUGGGAGACCUUUGACGUUUACUUCAAAAGUGUUGUCGCGAGGUGGGGAAGGAYUGGUAUUUUCAGAUUUCACCAACAAGACCGCCCUCAUCAGAAAAAUCGUCCAUAAAGCUUUGCGGCUCUACCAGCCAAACCUGGAAGAAAAAAUACUCGACGAAGCAGAUGAGAUCGCUAAACGCUUUAGCUCUAAUGCUGGUCAGCCCUUUGAUCCCAAAAGAGAACUGAGCUUGGCAAUCGUUAACGUGAUCUUCGCCAUAGUGUAUGGAAAAAGAUUCGAUCUGGAAGAUGAACAAUUUUUGGAGAUCAUAAGAUCUAAUGAGGAAGUGAUAAAAGUUCUUAGUCCUUUGAACAUUUUGAAUUUCUUUCCGUGGUUGAUUYAUUUUCCCAUCCCGUCCACCACCUUGCUGUUUACGGUUAUGAAAAAGAACAGGAAAAUGAGAGAGGGUUGGUAUUUUGGAGAAAAGGAAACUUUCCAGGAAAAUGACAUCCGUCAUCUGGCUGACGCACUUUUAAAAGCCAAGAUAGAGGAAGAAAGAGAAAUGGUAUCUUCACAAGUCAACGUUACGUUAAGCGAUAUGGAUGUUCAAGCAACAAUAAGUAAUCUCUUCGGAGCCGGUAGUGAGACUACGGCAACUUCCCUGAGAUGGCUUAUCGCAUAUGCAAUGAACUAUCCACAAAUUCAAGAAAAUCUUUACGCUGAGAUCAAAGAAGUGUUUGGAGAGACUGGCAAAAUUACACUGAAGAAAAGACAUGACUGCCAUUACUUGGAGGCCACUCUGACCGAGAUUCUGCGUCAUGCAAGUGUUGCUCCCAUGUUUAUACACAAAACCACGUGUGACACCACCCUAUCGGACUACAGAAUCCCUAAAGACACCACCGUCCUUCUCAACAUGUGGGCCAUCAACCACGACGAGCGACAUUGGGAAAAUCCCCAGCAGUUCAACCCUGAUAGAUUUCUGGAUUCAGAAGGUCACUUCACUGGCACAAAGAAGAUGAGCUACAUGCCAUUUGGAGCUGGACGAAGAGUCUGCAUUGGUGAAUCGUUGGCCAAGACCGAGUUGUUCCUGAUAUCAGCCACGUUGCUGCAGAGACUGAAGUUUCAAACUCCUGCUGGAUGCACUCCCCCUGAUCUCAACGUUGGAAGUUUUGGUUUCGUCAAUASGACGCAACAAUUCCUGGUCACUGCAUGUCUUCGUUAAUUAAAUCCACAAUAGCUAGCCCGACCUUGCGUUCUAAGAGCGUCUAGUUAAUCAUGCAUGUUAAGUUUUUGCCCAUAUAUAUUGUAAUACUCGAGAACUUGGUUCCCGAUAUUGUACUAUCUAAUGCAAUUUUGUUAUUAUUAUUUAGUACCAAAGUUUCUGAAGUAUAGCGAGGAAAAUAAAAUCAUUGCCUAUAUKCAUGUCGUGGGUUAAACAAUGAGUUGACCUGCGAACUAGRUAUUCCGGUCCGACCGGCGACCAAUGAUUGAUCGCUUMAGGAGCAMAAUAAGGACUAGCCAAUCAGCGGUUACAUUUCAGAUAACCGAAAUAAUGCAGGGAGACCGCAGCGGUCACCUAGAGGAUUAUGAAUUUUAGCAUGCGCCAUUUKAAGUCUACUAAACAAUCGUCUAUACAGCUUUAUUAAUUGGUCKGAUUGACUUAUCGUAGGAAACCACUCAGCAUAUGAACUGAUUGAAGAAAAUUCUUCUAKAAGGUAAAGACAGUCGAAAUAAGACAUUAAAAGGUGUUUAUACCGAGUAUAAACUUAUUGAUGAUUUAAAAUAAAGCGAUAGCUCAAAAUUU